Humulus lupulus (European hop) is the source of this 676-nucleotide messenger RNA. Its product is annotated as protein ALP1-like. NCBI's taxonomy places the organism in Eukaryota, Viridiplantae, Streptophyta, Magnoliopsida, Rosales, Cannabaceae. The record is from RefSeq and is a predicted model, not a curated record. The transcript has 2 exons. The coding region runs from base 29 to 676 and encodes 215 amino acids.
UGGAACUCAUAUUAGAGUGAGAGUAUCUAUGGCUGAUAAACCAAAAUAUCGUACUCGAAAAGGUGAAAUAGCUACAAAUGUCUUAGGUGUAUGCUCCCAAGACAUGCAAUUCAUAUAUGUGUUACCUGGAUGGGAAGGCUCUGCAGCAGAUGGUAGAGUUUUACGUGAUGCCAUACGUAGAACAAAUGGUUUGUGUGUUCCAAAUGGUCAUUAUUACCUUGUAGAUGGUGGAUAUACUAAUUGUAAGGGAUUUCUUGCUUCAUAUCGAGGCCAACGCUAUCACCUCAACCAAUGGGAAGAUGGGAAUCCUCCCAGAAAUCCACAAGAUUUUUUUAAUAUGAAGCACUCAUCUGCUAGGAAUGUCAUUGAGAGAUGUUUUGGUGCAAUUAAGAAUCGAUGGGCAAUUCUUAGGAGUCCAUCAUUCUAUCCAAUAAAGACUCAAAACCGAAUCAUUUUAGCAUGUUGUUUGCUUCACAAUUUUAUUAGGAGAGAAAUGCCUAAUGAUAAUACUGAUAUGCAUCCAGAGAAUGAGAGUGGUAGUGGAGACGAAGAAGACAUCAUGGAUGUUGAUGGAUCCAUAAGAAGUAUUGAAGUUUCUGAAGGGUGGACAACAUUUAGAAAUCAUUUAGCACUUGAGAUGUAUAACGAAUGGAGAGAACAUAGGAGAGCAAGCUAG